AAUACGUCAACAUGACUCAUGACUCACAACUUAUGUUGUAUGGCAAACCAAUCAAAACAAUUUUAAAUUUAAAUUUUACAUUCUGUUUUCUUUCAGUUUUCAUUUUGUUGUCAACAAAACAAUCACCAUGCACUUUAACUUUGUGUAAAGAAGAGUACCACUGUAGAGAUUAUGUACAAUAGUUCUGGUUUAAUACCCGCACGGUUUUUGAUUUUGGUGGCUCACUUCAUUAUUUGUGUUACUUUAUUAUGGAACAAGGAGGAGUCAGUGAAUGCUUGUUUAGUGGAGCAGAUGGACCUAGAGGUAGAAAAAAUUCAUGGCAGUUACCUUACACAGAUAUUUCCAUAGAACGCCCCGGAUGGACGUUUCUGUUGAUAUUGGCAGGAACGGCAACAACGAUAGGACUGUCAUUACCAGUAGGAUACAAUAUAGGCGUUGUAAAUACUCCUGCAGAGAUAAUCAAGGAAUUUUGUCGAAAUAUUAUCACAGAGAGAUUUGGAAAUGAGCCGAGCACAUACCAACUCGAAUUAAUAUGGUCAUCGAUAGUAUCCAUAUUUUUGGUUGGAGCAGCAAUUGGGUCAUUGGGAGGUUCGGUAUUGGCUGACAAGAUCGGCCGGAAAGGCGUAUUAGCAGUUUGUUCUGGAUUAGCAGCUCUUUCUGCACUAGUGUUUUUUAUAAGUCGACCAGUAAUGUCAAUAGAAUUGUUGUUCAUCGGAAGAUUAUUAGUUGGAUUUUCUUCAGGCCUUACAACUACUGUUGUUCCUAUGUAUUUAACUGAGUUAGCACCUAUUCACUUAAGGGGAUCUACGGGUGUACUAUGCCCCCUAGGAGUGACGAUAGGUGUACUGAUGGGUCAGAUUAUGUCCAUGCAUGAUAUAUUAGGUAAUAACGAUUAUUGGCCUUAUUGUUUGGCUGCAUAUGUAAUUCCUGUGAUUAUCUGCUCCUUUACACUGCCAAUAUUGCCUGAAAGUCCGAAGUACUUGUUUGUAAUAAAAAGAGAUCAACAAAGAGCCGUCCAACAAUUAAACCGUCUCAGGAAUUCAAAACAAUCUGCAGUAAAUUUAGAAAUAUUGGAACUAAAAAAAGAACAACAAGACAACGAAAAAAACACCAGGGUUGGCUGGAGUAUUGGAAAAGUUUUAGUAGAUCGUUCUUUGUUGUUACCUCUGUUAUUGGUUUGUUCUCUUCAAGCUGGACAGCAAUUAAGUGGAAUCAAUGCGGUAUUUUACUACUCCAACGCAAUAUUCAAAAAAGCGGGAUUGUCCGAUAGAGCAAGUGAACUCGGUACCAUUGGAUCUGGUUUAUGCAACAAUUUCAUGGCAUUUUUGUCAGUAUGGACAAUGUCACGCUUUAACAGAAGAUUUUGUAUACAAGUCAGCACAAUAACCUCAGCGAUCUUUUUGAUAAUUCUAGGAUUUGCAAUCAAAUAUAUUGAUUCCUAUUCAUGGGUGCCUUACUUAAGCAUAAUAGGAGUACAGGGAUAUGUUCUAUGUUAUGGAUUUGGGUUAGGACCAAUUCCAUACUUCAUAGGUUCAGAAUUGUUCGAAGUCGGUCCGAGACCAAGUGCCAUGGCGUUAGGAAGUAUGUCUAGUUGGGGCGGUAAUUUCAUAGUAGGUCUUACAUUUCCUUUGAUGCAGACCUACCUGGGAGCGGCGUCGUUUUUCAUUUUCGCACUAGUUGCUCUUGGAUUGUUCCUCUUCACUAGAUUCUAUCUUCCCGAAACGAGAGGCAAAGACAUAACAGAAGUCGUUGAGUUAUGCAACCAAGGUUUAUCAUCUCAACCGUUACAAAGAAAUGUACCUGAAAACCAAAGAAUGAAUACCAGUGGGAAUGUUUGAUAUAUGUUGUAAAAAGUCAUACACUUAUAGGUUGACUCUAAGUGUACUUAAUAUUCAAGCUUCCAUUUUUACAUAGAACCAGUGGCUUAGAUACUGAGAGAUAAUAUGAGAUGAAAUGUUUGUACAUGUAGGAUUCUGUGGAGGCAAUCUUGUUGAAUAUACACCGUUACAGAUAUACAUAGGUUCUUGAUAAAUAUGCAAAUUAUAUAAAAACAGUGUUCUUUCAGUAAAUAUGUUAAAACGCACCUGUUAAAAAUAUCUUUUUAUCUACUAUUUCUUCGAUUCUAUAUUGUUACCAGUAUACCUACAGCUGACUCUAUAUCAUUUUAUGAAUAAUAAGUAUGGCAAAUUUAAACACAAAGUAUGGCAAAGAGCGCGCCACUUGGGGAGUACCGACAGAAGUGAAUACUUCUUAUAGCGCAAUAUUACUCUAUGCAAGGUUAAUGAAAUUUUAUUUUAUUCGAUCGGCUUAGAUUCGAUUCUUUUCGAUUCGAUUCAACCCGAUUCAAUUUGAUUUAAUUUCAUAUUUUUUUAUUUAAAUUUAUUAGUUUUAUUAUUCAAGUUUACCUAAUUUUAUUUUAUUUUUCUUUAAUUUAAUUUUAUUUUGUUAUUUAAUUUAUUUUAUUUCAUACACAUAUUUUAAAAUCAAAAUUAGCCAAAUCGAUCCAAUCGUUCUAGAGUUGUUAUAACAAAAUAUAUUACUGUAUACAACAAGGUUACUGCACGCGGCUUGACUUUUCGAAUAACGUUAAAUAGGGUUUCGGGCCCUGAAAAACAUCAUACCGAGCGAUAAGAAGCUUACUUCUUCACCUCACUUCUGAAAAUCAGCUGAAUCAGUUACACUGCGGACAAUAUAGAACCCAGAAUAAAGGUUAAUAACUAAUUUCAAAAAGCACAAAUGUUGAAAAUGCUACAAAUAUUGUGUGAUACAAUCAAAUACAAAGAAAAAUGUACAAUGCACAAAAUUAAAUCGUGACUAGCGAGGAAUCGUGGAAAAAAUUAACAACCAAAAGUAUUAAUUACAUGUUUAGCUCUCUCCCUCUCUCUGUUGUUUUGUAUACUAUCUUAGCCUAUUUAUUAUUAAAAAAGUAGCUGUGACCGGUUUUUUGUUUCCUGUCCUGCCUUAUUAGAAAAUUCAAUUCUAGCUCUUUCAAACGUAAUUACACUUUUUGUCGCUUUAUUGUUUCUCUAUUGUAAAAAAUGAAAUACAUAUAAUGUAAUACACACUGUUGUAAUAUCUACAAAGUCAAGUAUCUAAAUUACUUGCAGAGAAUGUCAAUUUCCACCAUACAAUUUUGCCCCAUAUAGUUCUAUUUUAUUAUUUAAAAUACACAGUAACCCCCACUCUACUAGGCACACAGGUACAUUUAGCUAAUACAGUCAUGGACUUUUCCCUUGUUGCACUGUUUACUUUUAUGUCUAGUGAUGUCUAGAACAGAAACCAAUAUAAACAUAGAAAUUUGACAGUUUAUACAACAGUUUUAUCUGAAGUUUAUAGUUGUCAUUAAACUUGCAAAAGUUAUACAGUACCUAUUGUAAUAUUGUUGGUGUUUGAAUAAAGUUUUUUUAAAGAAGAAUAACAAUACUAUUAAUCAAUGUAUUUUUUGUAUGGAAAAUCAAUGAUUUUGAAUAGUUUUAUACGUCAUAUGACAUGACAAACAUGAAAGUCACAGGUGAGAACGGGCUGGAUUAGCCCAAGCCUAGAAGUAAGUUACCCGUGUGUCAAGUAGCGUGGCGCUUACUGUGUAUGUGAAAGGCAUUCCCUUAUACAAAGCUUCUCUAAAAACUGUCUUCUCUUAUUUUAUUUUACUCAAAGUAUUUUCUAUUUAUAAUCUUUUACAAUUUUAAAACAAUUCUCGCUUACAUACAAGCGACCGUAUUUAACGACUGGUAAUCGUAAGAUGUUUUGUAUCGUAUUUACAGUAAUGAAGUUAAUACAAAAUAAAUUGACUUUGUUUUUA
Diabrotica virgifera virgifera (western corn rootworm) is the source of this 3799-nucleotide messenger RNA. Its product is annotated as solute carrier family 2, facilitated glucose transporter member 1-like. Gene Ontology annotation, molecular function: hexose transmembrane transporter activity. Bases 249 to 1838 code for a protein of 529 amino acids. The record is from RefSeq and is a predicted model, not a curated record. The transcript has 10 exons. Gene Ontology annotation, cellular component: membrane. Gene Ontology annotation, biological process: monosaccharide transmembrane transport. Lineage: Eukaryota; Metazoa; Arthropoda; Insecta; Coleoptera; Chrysomelidae.